AUGCUCUUGUCCCGUACGCUGGUGCAGAGCAGCCGUUUGGCGUCUGCCCGUGGCACAUUUUCGGCCCCGGUGGCUCGCAUUGCUGUGCAAAAGGGUCUACCUGCAGCCCAGGUGGCGCCGUUCUCUACGUCUCGUCUGACGAGCCAAGAGGCGAAGCAACCCGGAGCCGAGCAACCUGCUCAGCCCGAGUCUACCAAGGUUGUGCUUCCUGGAAGCACCCCGCUCCCCUCAUCUGUAACCCCUGCAAAGACCUUUACCUAUACCUUGGACACGCUUCCUCCCCGGCAAGAUCCCCUCCUGCAGUUCAUUGUGAACCUGCUGAUGAAGGAUGGCAAGAAGGCUUCUGCCGAGCGCUAUAUUGCGGAUAUGCUCGCUCAUAUGGCUAAGCUGACCAACUCGGACCCCCUUCCGUUGGUGUACGAGGCUGUGGAGCUUGCGAAGCCCAUUCUCCGUAUGCAAUCGCGGAAACAGGGCGGUAAGACGAUGCAGGUUCCCAUCCCCUUGAACGCGCGGCAAAGCACCCGUCGUGCGAUUGUUUGGAUUAUCGAAGCGAGUCGCCGCCGUGCUGACCGCGCGAUCAGCCGUCGUUUGGCGGUCGAGAUGCUGGCUGUGUUGGAAGGCAACAGCUCUGUCUUGUCUCGCAAGGACGAGGCGCACAAAAUUGGUACGGUUAACCGUGCGAACGCUAGUGUCCGUAUCUAG
Malassezia japonica is the source of this 702-nucleotide messenger RNA. RefSeq lists its product as uncharacterized. The coding region runs from base 1 to 702 and encodes 233 amino acids. The transcript has a single exon. Gene Ontology annotation, molecular function: rRNA binding; mRNA binding; structural constituent of ribosome. The record is from RefSeq and is a predicted model, not a curated record. Gene Ontology annotation, biological process: translation; ribosomal small subunit assembly. Gene Ontology annotation, cellular component: mitochondrial small ribosomal subunit; ribosome. NCBI's taxonomy places the organism in Eukaryota, Fungi, Basidiomycota, Malasseziomycetes, Malasseziales, Malasseziaceae.